Molecule: messenger RNA, 1191 nt
Organism: Penicillium crustosum
Lineage: Eukaryota; Fungi; Ascomycota; Eurotiomycetes; Eurotiales; Aspergillaceae
Exons: 2
Coding region: 1-1191 (396 amino acids)
Biological process (GO): transmembrane transport; amino acid transport
Cellular component (GO): membrane
Molecular function (GO): transmembrane transporter activity
Source: RefSeq, a predicted model, not a curated record
AUGGCUCCCAAGGAGAUAUUCGGUGCCUCGACAGAUGAGGACGUCGCUCUCGGGAAUAUGGGGUACCCGCAAGAAUUCAAACGAUCGUUCGGUCUGUUAGAUAUGGUGGGGUUCAGUUUCAGUAUUGUGACCUGCUGGACAGCCUUAAGCGGUGUCUUCAUCAUUGGAAUCCAGGCAGGUGGCCCACCUGUCAUGAUCUUUGGCUGGAUCGGAGUUUGUGUGUUCACCAUGUUCAUUGCCCUGGCAAUGGCUGAGAUGUGCUCGCGCUGGCCAGUAGCUGGAGGCCAGUACUCGUGGGUUGCCAUGCUAGCACCACCUCAAGUUUCCCGACAGCUUUCUUAUAUCACUGGGUGGUUUAUGCUGACCGGUUCGUGUCCGUCGAUAUUUGGUGGUGCGUACUUGCUGACUUGUUUCCUAGGAAUUCUCGCCAUGGGCGCGGUUAACAAUUCCUUUGGAUCGAAUUAUAUCCUGGGCCAAGUCAACCUGGUCUUCCCAGGCUUCCUUAUUGAGCGGUGGCAUACCGUCCUGGUUGCCUGGGCCGUAGGGCUAUUUGCUCUCGUCAUGAAUGUAUUCGCACCGCACGCUUUGCAUCGUCUAUCUCGCAUCAUCCUGGUGUGGAACAUCGCCUCUUUCAUCAUUGUGAUCACCACACUCUUAGCAAUGAAUCACCAGAAGCAAGACACAGAUUUCGUAUUCCACGAGUUCCGGAAUAUGACCGGCUUUGGCGCUUCAAUGGCUACUAUAAUUGGGAUCCUACAAAGCUUUUUCGGCAUGUGCUGCUACGACGCGCCGAGCCAUAUGACAGAAGAGAUGACCCACGCCAGUCGAGAUGCACCGAAGGCAAUCAUCUUGUCGGUCAUCAUGGGGGGUGUAACUGGACUACUCUUCCUGCUGACACUGUGCUUUUGCAUGGGUGAUAUCGAAGCAACAGCCAACUCAAGCACCGGGGUUCCAGUCAUCCAGAUCUUCUACGACUCGACGCAAAGCAAAGUCGGGACCUGCAUUCUGGCCAGUAUGAUCACCGUCAUCAUCAUGGUCACGUCUAUCAGUCUUGUCGCUGAAGGAUCACGAUCAGUAUAUGCCUUUGCACGAGACCACGGGCUACCAUUUUCAGGGUUGUGGUCUGAAGUCGACCCAAAGAAAAAGAUACCUCUGUACGCUAUUUUUUCUCACUGUCGCAGUUCAGCUUAG